AUGACUAAUCAACAGGAUCCUUGGAAUCCGCAACAACGUCCCCUUGGACAACAGUUUAAUCGUCAACACCCACCGGUUUUACCUCCACCAGCAACAUUAGAGGCAGGUGGACAAUCAUUUUACCCUUUGCCUAGUUUACCAAGUUUAGGAAAUGGAACUGGACAUCCUCAACAUGCAUUUAGCAUUCCAUCAAUCAAUCCAGCUAGUGAACCAACACAAUUAGGACAGGUACGUAUCAAUCCCAUCCAGAGAUCUGAAUUUUUACAAAGAGAACGCCCGAUACUAACGUAUUUACAGAGUCAACCACAACAACAACAAGAUCAACCAAGGCAAACUACAGAAUUAAGACGGCCAUCAAAUGUAACAUUAAAUCCCCCACCAUCACAAUUAUCCCCAGCAACAUCUAUUGCUCCUGCACCAGCAGUUUCCGAGCAACAUGUUCAACAAGUUGGUUCACUCCCUCAACCUCCCGCAUUAGCUGGAAUUCCAAAUCGAUCAAGUACAAGUAAUGUUUACAGACCUUUAAACGUUAAGGAUGCUUUAUCUUAUUUGGAUCAAGUGAAAAUCCAAUUCUACAAUCAAGCGGAUGUUUAUAACAAUUUUCUUGAUAUUAUGAAAGAUUUCAAAUCUCAAACAAUUGAUACACCUGGCGUUAUUGACAGAGUUUCAUCAUUAUUUAGAGGGCAUCCUAAUUUAAUUCAAGGGUUUAACACGUUCUUACCCCCUGGAUAUAAAAUUGAAUGUUCUUUGGAUCCAUCUGACCCCAAUCCAAUUAGAGUUACUACACCAACUGGUACUACAACUAGACCAAACCUUGCUGCCUAUAAUCAAAGAUGGGGCAGUGAAGAAUCACCAGUACAACCACAACAACCAGUUGCAGCACCUCAAUAUCAACCAGAACCACAAAAUGUUCAAGAUUCUGCAGCAGGAGGUGGUCAGAUUGAAUUCAACCAUGCAAUUUCAUAUGUCAACAAAAUCAAAACCCGUUUUGCUAAUCAACCAGAUAUUUACAAACAAUUUCUUGAAAUUCUUCAGACUUAUCAAAGAGAACAAAAGCCAAUUGCUGAGGUAUAUGAACAAGUCACUCAUUUGUUUGCAAAUUCUCCAGAUUUAUUAGAUGACUUUAAACAAUUCUUGCCCGAUACCAGUAAUCAACAGGCUUAUCAACAACAACAACAAGCCCAAGCUCAAGCUGUACAAGAGGGUGGGUAUUAUGUCAACAAUGGUGCACAAUUGCCACCAGUUGGAAACUUUCAACCUCCAACUGGUCCAGCCGGUUUAAGUCCAUCUGCUUCACAUCAAUAUUCUCAACAAGUCACUUAUCAUUCUACAGGUAGUCCAGAACCACAAGGUGGUAUGUAUCCAAAUGAGCAACAGGUCCAAAAGAAGAAAAAAUCAAUAUCUGAACCUUAUCAUGAUUAUAACCAAGAAGCGCAAGUUUCAGGUAUUCGUUCUAGUGUCUCUGGAAAGACCGGGAAGACUCCUACUGCAGUUAGCAAAGGUGUUCCAACUCCUGUUAAUCCAACUUUAGUUCCAGGUAUUCCUGAACCAAUUCCUCCUUAUGGAGCAGCUAAGGUUUCUUCAUUCCUGGAAGAAAUUGGUUUCUUUGAUAAAGUUAAGAAGGCUAUUGGAAAUAAGCAAACUUAUGGUGAUUUCUUGAAAGUUUUGAAUUUAUUUGCUCAAGAUAUUAUUGAUAAGGAUACAUUAGUUGAAAGAGUUGAUGGUUUCCUUGGUGAUACUAAUCCAGAUUUAUUUAAUUGGUUUAAGAUGUUUGUUGGAUAUGAAGGAAAGCCUCAAAAUAUCGAGAACAUUACUUUCAAAAAGCAUCAAUUGGAACUUUCAUUGUGUAAAGCAUAUGGUCCUUCAUAUAGACAAUUGCCAAAAGCAGAAACUUAUAUGCCAUGUUCAGGUAGAGAUGAAAUGUGUUGGGAAGUUUUAAAUGAUGAAUGGGUAGGUCAUCCAACAUGGGCUUCUGAAGAUUCAGGAUUUAUUGCUCAUCGUAAGAAUCAAUAUGAAGAAAUUUUGUUUAAGAUUGAAGAAGAAAGAUUAGAAUUUGAUUAUUAUAUGGAAUCUAAUUUAAGAACUAUCCAAAUAUUAGAAACAAUCGCUAAUAGAAUCGCUAAUAUGACUCCAGAACAAAAGGCAAACUUCAAGUUACCACCUGGUUUAGGACACAAUUCCACUACUAUUUAUAAGAAAGUUAUAAGGAAGAUUUAUGAUAAGGAUCGUGGAUUUGAAGUUGUUGAGGCUUUGCAUGAAAAUCCAGCAAUUGCUGUUCCAAUUGUAUUGAAGAGAUUGAAGCAAAAGGAUGAAGAAUGGAAACGUGCACAAAGAGAAUGGAAUAAAGUCUGGAGAGAAAUGGAACAAAAGGUUUUUUAUAAGUCAUUGGACCAUCUAGGAUUAACUUUCAAACAAGCGGAUAAGAAACUUUUGACAGUGAAACAACUUGUGAGUGAAAUCAGUACUGUGAAGAUUGAACAGCAAAACAAGAGAUUACAUCCUUUGACUCCAAAGCCUCAAGAGCAAUUGAAUUAUUCUUUCAAAGAUAGUGGAAUCUUGUUUGACAUUUUAAAGCUUUCUGAUGUUUUUAUUAAUCGGUCUUCAAACUAUUCAUCUGGUGAUAGAGAGAAAUUAACUCAAUUUUUCCAAUUCUUUGUCUCGUUAUUCUUUGGUAUACCGACUGAAGUUAUUGAACAAGCAUUAAUUGAAAGAGGAAAGACCGAAAAGACUGAAGAAAUCCAAGAAGAUGCUGAAAAUACCGAUUCCAAUGCAACAUCGGAAUCUGCUUCGAAAAAGAGAUCAAGAGAAGCUGACUUACUUAAAGAUGUCUUGAAGAAACAAUCAAAAUCUAAGAAGGAAGAUCGUCCAGAUUCUCCAGGUCCUCAAACUUUAGAUGCUGCAAUUCAAGAAGUUACAGAAGAACUUGAAAGAUCUAGUGAAUUAUGGAUCAAAUCCGCAAACACCAAGUUUUCAUUAAAGGAUGAUGAAGGCUCUCAAAAGAGACGUGAUAAGUUUAACUUAUUCUGUAACACCGCAAUUUAUGUAUUUUUCCGUCAUUUGAGAACCUUAUAUGAAAGAUUGGAGGAAAUUAAAGUCAUGAAUGAAGCAGUAGGAAAAGAAAUCAGAAGCCGUAAAAAUCCACAAUUUGCUAAGGAUUUGAACUUGCUUUCACAUCAAUUGGAAGAUAUGGGUGUUGAAAUUGUGGGAAGCAAGGAUUGCUAUAAUCAAGUAUUAAGUUUGUCUGAGAGAUUGAUUGAAGGAGAUAUUGAGCAUCAAUGGUUUGAAGAAAGUUUACGUCAAGCUUAUCGUAACAAGGCAUACAAAAUCUAUACUGUUGAUAAAGUUGUUCAAGCAUUGGUGAAGUAUAUGCAUAAUUUGAUUACUGAUGCCAAGACCUCGGAAAUGAUGGUAUUGUUUGAAAAUGAUAGAGUAAAACCAACCUCCAGUGCAAAGGAUCAAAUAUUGUAUCGAAUUCAAGUGAGAUCAUUAAUGGCAACAGAUGAAAAUAUGUUCAAGAUUUCAUUUAAAGAAAGUGAUAAUUCAGCCAAUAUCCAAUUUGUUAGUUUGGAUGAUUUAACUAUUAAUGAUCAUGAGAAUUCGGAAGAACAGUACAAUUAUUACGUUACUAGUUAUGUGAUGUCUCAUCCUACUGAAGGUGUACCUGCAUCCAAGUUGAAUAUGCCAUUCUCUAGAUCAUUUAUUGAAUCAGUUGAUGAAGACAAUGUUGAAGGACGUACUACUACAGGUUUGAAGGUUUCUGUUUGUGAAAAUUCAUAUAGAUUAUUCUUUGAAGCAAAUUCCCAUGAUGAAUAUAUCACAAAGGCGGUGUACAACAAGCAACCAGAAGAUGUUAAUAAGAAGUCUGACAAGGUUGAUGAGCUCAGAAAGUUCUUGGAAGGUGAAUCUGGUUGGAAGUCUACCAUACCAGAAGACCACGAUAAGGAAACAGACGCUUUGGAAGAAGAGAUUAAGGUUUUGUAUGAGAAAGGUGCUUCAGAGUAUCAAGAUUUUGUAAAAAAGAAGGAUGCUGAGCUUAAAGCUACAGCUGAAAAAGAAGAGGCUGAUAAGGCAGCUGCAGAUGCUCAAGAUAUCGAAAUGAGAGAUGCUGAAGCUGCUAAACAAGCAGAAACGGAAACUGGAGAAAAACCUGAACCUAAAGAAGAUCAACCUCUUGCUCAAGUUCCAACGUCAGAUUCUGCCAAUCAAGAUCAAAACGAUACGGUAGUUCAAGCAGAAGUGAAUGACACAACUGUUCAACCAGAUGUUAACGAAACUACCAUUCGUCAGGAGGCCAAUGAUGAUACUACAAUUCACCAGGACGCCAACGAGACUACCCUUCCCCAAGAUGCAAAUGACACUGUACUUCAACCAGAUGCCAAUGAUACUACUGUUCAACAAGAUGCUAAUGAUACAGCUGCUGAAGUGACGACUAUUUUAAAUACUCAAGAAGCAACUGUUAUUAAAACGGAUUCCGAAUCAACUCCUGCUGCACCUUCAUCUAGUGGUUAA
This is a messenger RNA of Hemisphaericaspora subhashii, 4509 nucleotides long. RefSeq names its product transcriptional regulator (gene SIN3). Gene Ontology annotation, molecular function: transcription corepressor activity. Gene Ontology annotation, biological process: negative regulation of transcription by RNA polymerase II. The record is from RefSeq and is a predicted model, not a curated record. Bases 1 to 4509 code for a protein of 1502 amino acids. The transcript has 4 exons. Gene Ontology annotation, cellular component: chromatin; Sin3-type complex. NCBI's taxonomy places the organism in Eukaryota, Fungi, Ascomycota, Pichiomycetes, Serinales, Debaryomycetaceae.